This is a messenger RNA of Linum trigynum, 2237 nucleotides long. NCBI's taxonomy places the organism in Eukaryota, Viridiplantae, Streptophyta, Magnoliopsida, Malpighiales, Linaceae. The record is from the annotation of a GenBank genome assembly.
CAUUACGAAUGAUUUGAUUCUCACUAUGAUAAAAAAAUCAUACUGUCCAUGACAAAACGGGAGUUAUGCACAUGAUUUUUUGUCAAAAUCGGAUGACUAGCAUUGGACAUCAGUUGUAAGUUCUAUUUUGGUUUCAUAUCGAUCGAUAAUCUCAUUUAUAGGUUACAACCACAUGACGAUGUCUAUCAUCAUCGAAAGAGGAGUAAUACAAAAAAAAUUGUCAAAGAAUCUACAAAAUAUAUUCAAAAUUAGCAACCAAUGUCCCAAUGAAACACACAAAUGCAUUGAGAAUUGAGAGAGGGAUAACAAUGCCCUACUUGGAAGUCCAUUGCAUUAUACUUCUCUUUUCUCUAGCCAUCUCCAAUACUUUCCCAUGUAUAUGAGACUAUUUGAAGGCAAUUUGCAAAGCACAUAAGAAAAAAGGAACCCAUUUCAAAUUAGACCAAACCCAAAUAAUAAAAGCAAGGAAGAUAAGAGAGCCAUGGAGUUUCAUAAUAAUGGUCUUAUUUUGGUGUCUCUUUUAGUAGCUUCAUUUGGGUAUUGCUGCUUCUUGAUGCCUCUUUUGCCCAAAGGCAUCACAAGACUACUAUUCCUUCUUCCUGUAUUUUACAUCCUCUCCAUCUUCCCAUGGAUCUUCUCUUCCAUUGCUCUUAGAUCACUUUCUUCUUUUCUUGUCACAUGGAUCACUUCUUUCAAGCUCAUCCUCCUUUGCUUCGACCAAGGCCCUCUAUUUGAUGCCACCACAAGUUUUCUUGACUUUACCCUCAUAGCCAUCCUCCCAAUCAAGCUCCGGGAAGCCACACAACAUGAUGAUCAUGUACACACUUCAAAUGGUUUAGUGACAAUUGGGGUUUGGUUACUCUCAAUACUAUGGUGCCUAUUCACCCUUAGCACCACCAUAUGGUUACAAUUUCUUGUCCCCGUAGUAAUAAUUCUCGCAUUGAUAUAUUUAUCCUCCACAAGUAGUUCUGCCACUCGUUUGGCUCGUGCUGUGCUGGCUCGCUACGAGAUGGUUCAGUUGUCGGACCACCCAGAAAAUUCGAGCUCUCUACAAAAGUUCUGGGGGAGGAGGUGGAACCGUCUGGCCUCGGACUUACUGAGACAAGCCAUCUACGAUCCCGUUCGAAAUGGUCUGAUCAUGAUUGGGGUUUCUCCUCUAGCAGCCAGAGUGGUCGCAGUGAUUGCGACCUUGAUGGUGUCCGGGCUCAUGCACGAGCUCAUGUUCUACUACAUCACUUGUGGUGCGAGACCCACUUGGGACUUGGCUUUGUUUUUCGUGUUGCAAGAAGUUUGCAUGGCGAUCGAGUAUGCUAUGAGUGGGUCGGCAAUGCCUUAUUGGGCCACGAGAUGGGAACCGGUCGAACCAUCGGUCGCCACUUGGUUGACCCUUGGGUUCGUGUCGGUCACCGGGUUUUGGCUUGUCUUGUUGCCUACUCUAAGGAAGGUAGAAUAUGAAUGUCGUACCGUUCCAAAGGUUUGGUAAUAUUGUUGGCUUCAUUGAGUAUUGUUUCCCAUCGUGUGGGUGUCAAAUUGACUAAGAAUAAAACAAUUGCCUAGAUACUACAGUUCGUUAUUGGUUGUGCUUGUAUCAUUCGCAAAAUUAAUAUAAUAUUCAUUUGAGAGAAGUUUGAAGUAUUCUCAACUCUCUAAUGCCUAUUUUAUGUGUUCUUUUCCUAAUUGAGGAAUUUUAAUUAUAAUUUGCUCCUUAAUAUAUCCGACCAAUUAGUUAUCUAUUAACAUUCGAUUCAUGCUUGUUUAAGGAAGAGAUUCUGUUGGGAUUGUACUCUUUUAGUAUCAUGCGAAAUGAGAUGUUCUAUUCCUAUGGAAUUCUAUUUAUGAGGUUUGAUUUCUUUUCAUAUCAAUGCCUUCAAUGAAUAAUGCUCAAAUUAGGAAUGAGAAUGGUGCAUAACCAUAGGGGUAUUAUAAUACAUAUGUCAACCUAUGAGAAAUUCGAUAUUUUGAUUUAGAGGGUACAAAUUUGGGAUAACCAAUCGGUUAUCUAUCUAAAUACACGUCAUAGAGGGGAAAACGUAGUAGAUCGAUUGAAGUUAAAUUAUGCAAGAAAUGGUGACUCCGCUUCAUGAUCAUUACAUUAGGAUUAAAAUAUGGUGUACUAGGAAUUAUCUUUUGUUAAAAAAAGAGCUGUGUCUCCGAUCCAGCUGCAUAGAGUUCCACGAAAUUUGUAAGGUUCUAUAUCCAAACAAGGCCCUUUCGGCCCAUAAAGAUUCUUAGCCCAU